Lipotes vexillifer (Yangtze River dolphin) is the source of this 2676-nucleotide messenger RNA. It is a transcript of the gene USP44, whose product is annotated as ubiquitin specific peptidase 44. The record is from RefSeq and is a predicted model, not a curated record. Lineage: Eukaryota; Metazoa; Chordata; Mammalia; Artiodactyla; Lipotidae. The coding region runs from base 128 to 2260 and encodes 710 amino acids. The transcript is spliced from 6 exons. Gene Ontology annotation, biological process: protein deubiquitination. Gene Ontology annotation, molecular function: cysteine-type deubiquitinase activity; zinc ion binding.
AGCGGGGAAGGGGGGCGCGGGAGACGAGCGCUAAGAUGGCCGCUCCGGCUCGGGCUGUUUUCAGAUGCUUCAAAUGUUAUGAACAGAGACUUGUUUGGAUUAUGUGUUUCUCAGCUAGACUAAAUAAAUGCUAACAAUGGAUAAGUGCAAACACAUUGGGCAGUUGCAGCUUGCUCAAGACCAUUCCAUCCUCAACCCUCAGAAAUGGCAUUGUGUGGACUGCAAUACAACUGAGUCUAUUUGGGCUUGCCUUAGCUGUUCCCAUGUGGCCUGUGGAAGAUAUAUUGAAGAACAUGCACUCAAGCACUUUCAAGAAAGCAGUCAUCCUGUUGCAUUGGAGGUGAACGAGAUGUAUGUUUUUUGUUACCUUUGUGAUGAUUAUGUUCUUAAUGAUAAUGCAAUUGGAGACCUGAAGUUACUACGAAGUACAUUAAGUGCAAUCAAAAGUCAAAAUUAUCACUGCACCACUCGUAGUGGAAGGGUUUUACGGUCUAUGGGUACAAGUGAUGAUUCUUAUUUCUUGCAUGAUGGCACCCUAUCUCUGCUUCAAAAUGAAGAUCAAAUGUACACUGCUCUUUGGCACAGGAGAAGGAUACUAAUGGGUAAAAUCUUUCGAACUUGGUUUGAACAGUCACCCACUGGAAGAAGAAGGCAAGAACAAUUUCAGGAAAAAAUAGCAAAAAGAGAAGUGAAGAAAAGACGGCAAGAAUUAGAGUGUCAAGUUAAAGCAGAAUUGGAAAGUAUGCCUCCAAGAAAGAGUUUACGUUUGCAAGGUCUAGCUGAGUCCACCACAGUAGAAAUAGUUCCUGUUCAAGUACCAGUGCAAGCCUCAGCAUCACCAGCAGAAGAUAAAGUAGUAUCUACCUCAGAAGAUGUAAGACUAAAAGAAGCCAGUGACUUCUCUGUUAAACAAAGACCAGUAGUAACUCCUGGUGUAACAGGAUUGAGAAAUUUGGGAAAUACUUGCUAUAUGAAUUCUGUUCUUCAAGUGUUAAGUCAUUUACUUAUUUUUCGACAAUGUUUUUUAAAACUUGAUCUGAACCAAUGGCUAGCUGUGACAGCUAGUGAUAAAACAAGAUCAUCUUAUAAGAAUCCUUCAAUCACAGAUACAGUAUAUCAAAUGAAUGAAUGCCAAGAAAAAGAAACAUGCUCUGUUCGCUCCAGACAUCCAAGUUUAUCAUCAGGACUAAGCGGUGGAGCAUCAAAGAGUAGAAAGAUGGAACUUAUUCAGCCAAGGGAGCCAAGUUCACAGUACAUUUCUCUCUGUCAUGAAUUGCAUACUUUGUUCCAAGUCAUGUGGUCUGGAAAGUGGGCCUUGGUCUCACCAUUUGCUAUGCUACACUCAGUAUGGAGGCUAAUUCCUGCUUUUCGUGGUUAUGCCCAACAAGAUGCUCAGGAAUUUCUUUGUGAGCUUUUGGAUAAAAUACAACAUGAACUAGAGACAACUGGUACCAGGUUACCAGCUCUUAUCCCUACUUCUCAAAGGAAACUUAUCAAGCAGGUUCUGAAUGUUGUAAAUAACAUCUUUCAUGGACAACUUCUUAGUCAGGUUACAUGUCUUGCAUGUGACAACAAAUCAAACACCAUAGAACCUUUCUGGGACUUGUCACUGGAAUUUCCAGAAAGAUACCAAUGCAGUGGAAGAGAUAUUGUUUCCCAGCCAUGUCUGGUUACUGAAAUGUUGGCCAAAUUCACAGAAACCGAAGCUUUAGAAGGAAAAAUCUACGUAUGUGACCAGUGCAAUUCAAAGCGUAGAAGGUUUUCCUCAAAACCAGUUGUACUCACAGAAGCCCAGAAACAGCUUAUGAUUUGCCACCUACCUCAGGUUCUCAGACUACAUCUCAAACGAUUCAGGUGGUCAGGACAUAAUAACCGAGAGAAGAUUGGUGUUCAUGUUGGCUUUGAAGAAAUCUUAAACAUGGAGCCCUAUUGCUGCAGGGAAUCCCUGAAAUCCCUCAGACCAGAAUGUUUUAUCUAUGAUUUAUCUGCUGUAGUAAUGCACCACGGGAAAGGAUUUGGCUCAGGACACUACACUGCCUACUGUUAUAAUUCCGAAGGAGGGUUCUGGGUACACUGCAAUGAUUCCAAGCUAAGCAUGUGCACUAUGGAUGAAGUAUGCAAGGCCCAAGCUUAUAUCUUGUUUUAUACCCAGCGAGUUACUGAGAAUGGACAUUCUAAACUCUUGCCUCCAGAACUCCUGUCUGGUAACCAGCAUCCCAAUGAAGAAGCUGAUGCCUCUUCUAAUGAAAUCCUUAGCUGAUCCAAAGACAGUGGGGCUUUCUUCUUGUGAUUUGUAUAUAUACUUUUUAAAAGGGCUGACUUAAUUUUGAGCUACAUUGUUUUUAUUUUUACUUACUAAUCAGUGCACACUAUGUUUACACAUUUUGUAUCUAACUACAACAAAUCUCUUUUUUACAGAGGAAGUUAGCUUAAGUGUAUGUGUAUCAAUGUCAGCAGGUAACUAAACUUUUUUCAAGUACUCGGGAGUUUUCAACUUUGUGUUUACCUCAGACUGGUGUUACCUCUUUUAUAUUUCGAUGUCUUAAUUGGCUCAGAUCAUGAAUUUGUGCAGUCUUCUACUGAAGAAGUUCAGAUGGCAUCAUUUUAUACAUUUCUUAUUUAUCUUUUUAUAGCUCUUUUCUAUACAAAUUCUUAUCAGACAGAAUAUUAGACUUU